Solanum lycopersicum (tomato) is the source of this 3720-nucleotide messenger RNA. The record is from RefSeq and is a predicted model, not a curated record. Lineage: Eukaryota; Viridiplantae; Streptophyta; Magnoliopsida; Solanales; Solanaceae.
CCGCUUUUGCUCUCAAACCAUUUGCAACACUUGCUUGGAUUCUUCAAUAUCUCCCCUCACUUUGAUGAUGGGACUAUUUAUUUCUAUUAGUACUGUUUCUAUAUUGUGCAUGUUCUUUACUAUGGAAAUUUGUAUUAUUAUUCAUCACUUUUGCUCUUAUGUACUGCCUCAAUUCAUUGUUAGGGUUUGAAGAUACCAACACUCACUUCAAUUCUUGAAAUUUCUUUAUUAGUAACUUUCUACAUUGUGCAGGGACAAAGAUCACGUGGAAACUUGUAAAUGUUCAUCAUAUUUCUUGAAAUUUAAAGAACGGGAAGUUGAAGGAGUCACAAAUAUUGUCUAUUAUAUCACUUUCACUUCAAAUCCUUCAAAUUCACUGCUUGGGUUCCACGAGAGCCAGAGCCGAACCCAGGAUUUAAAGACAGGGGAUGCACUACUAUAAAUGACUCAAGGUGAUUUCUCUUCGGUUUUUGAGACUUAAAACCUGUUUUCUAAAUUGCGUUGCUCUGGAAAAAGGAAAUGAUUCCCUGGCUUGUGCUUCUGUGUCUGAGGAGGAAUGCAACAAAAAACUUCUUGAGGUUGGCAGUGAGCUGCUUCAGCCUCCAUCUUCUAAGGAGGAGCUUCUGGAGAAACAUGAUGUGAGAGCCUUUUCCCAUUUCUUACCUUACUGAGUUUAGUAAGGGCCGAUGAUUAGUCCUUGGGGCUCUUUGAACCAGAUAUGGAGAUGCUAUGUCUAUGCUAUACUCAGUAGCUACGAGUGCAAAUCCACGGAGCUGAAUCCCUUCCUCAGGUUUUAUGCUAUACUGUUCAGUUUCCACAAUAGUAUGCCCUUAAAGAAAUGUAUAACACGAUUUAGGAUGCAGAGUCUGAUGUUCUUGAGAUAUCAAGGAAGCAUAGGAUGAUAACAACACGGUCAUUGAAUGGGCAGCCUUUAAGGUGAUGAAAACAUUGUUUACAAGAAAAUCAACUUGUGUGUACUGCACGUGAAUAAUAUAUUUGCAAUCCUUAUCAGUAAGUUUAUCAUAUCUAAGGGUCUUAAUUCUAUAAUUUAUACAGACAGGAUCCAUUCUCAAAGCACUGAUUUUGAAUAAACCAGUCCAACUAGAUUUGUCUCUGAACAGGACCCAAGACUUUAUUCCCUUACCUUUUUAAACCUUUCAAUACGUGGGUCUCCCUAGGUUCUUGGUGGCAACAAAUUUGAUGUAAUCUGUUUUUCCAUUCCUGUUACGUUUUUAGAAAACAAAUCUUUAUUUCACAUACUCGGAUAUUAUUUCAAUAGGCUAUAACAGUUUUACUGUCUAACAUUGCAUUCAACUACAUAAUCUAUUGCAAGACCUGCUGCAAAUGUAUUUAUAUUUCUGAUUAUCUAGAUAGAUUUACAAUACGGAGUAUAAUUUUCUGCUUUAAUUACUUCCCUAUUAUAUCCUUAAGGUUGAUAUAGUUGCUAGCAUAAACAUUACUCAUCUGAGUUUCAACAUAAAAACGAAUAAAGUUCGAGACUGAGAGCUUCUUAUUGUUAUUAUCACCUUUAUAUUUCUUUUGAUCUUUAGAUGUUGGCCGAAUACUUUUAUAGCAGAAGCACACAGAAAGGGCAGAGAAGAAGUGAAUCUAUACAGAUUACUGUAAUCUAAGCGGGUCAUUUAUUAGUAGACCCUUUUUGGCAAAUUCUUUUAUUUGAAACUCAAUUUUAAGAGGGAAAACCUGAAAAUUCAGGCCAACCUCAGUCCUACUCAUACAUAUUGAAUUUUUUCCCUUAAUAGCACAAAAGGUUGAGAUUUUGAAUAAAUCGUUUACAGAUUGGCGCUGCCUGCGCUGUAGGCGCCCAUUUUUCAUUCCCCUCUUUUCCUCUCUGCCUCUCUCUUACUUGUCUUUUGUAUACUAGUACUGGCGUUACUUUUGAGCCUUUCUGCAUCGUGGGUUUCCCCUUUUCUAUGUUGUAAUUUCUUUAGGGUUUUUGCAUCUUAAAACCUAGUUUUCAGAUUACAGUUUACUUCUUGUUAUUUGAGUGCUUUGAACAAAGGAAACGGUUUCCAUGGAUCUUACUCCUGUUUCUGAGGAGAAAUGCAUCAAAGGGCUGCGUAAAGUUGGAAAUGAGCUACUUCAGCAACCCCCAUCUUCUAAAGAGGAGAUUCUGAAGAAACUUGAUAACUUGGAGCAUCUUUUGACAAUGGUGAAGCAAGUUCCCCCAGCAUCGGUGCGAGAUGCUAUUCAGCCUGCAAUGGAAGCACUGGUUACAGAUGGAGUUCUACGGCAUCCUGACAUAGAUGUGAAGGUAUCAGUUGCAUCUUCCAUGAGUGAGAUCAUUAGAAUUACAGCUCCAGAUCAACCAUAUAAUGAUGCUAGACUUGAGGACUUUUUUAAGCUUGCAGUUUUGGCAUUUGGAAAAUUGUCUUGCUUGGAGGGUCGCUGUUAUUCAAAGGCUGUCUCAAUUAUUGAAGUUCUUGCUAAGUACCAAACGUGCGUGCUGAUGUUGGAUCUCCAAUUAGAUGCAUUGAUUGUUCAGAUGUUUCAAUAUUUUUUAACUAGUAUAAGGCCGGAUCACCCUGAUGAAGUAUUCAUGAACAUCAAAGAAAUAAUGACCAUGAUAAUAAAAGAGAGUGAAGAUAUUCCAAUGCAGCUUCUGAACACCCUUGUGAGCAUCCUCAUAAGUAGUGUAAAGAAGGAAAAUCAGAAUGUUUCACCUCGUUCCUAUGUUCUGGGAGAGAAAGUUCUUCAAGAAAGUGCUGUCAAACUCUAUCCAUAUCUUCAAAAGGCAGUGACGGACCUUGGCAUUUCCUUUAACAACUAUUCAGAAGUUGUUGAAUUAAUCUGGAGGGAGGCGAUUAAAACUAAAGCUACGGUGGAAAGUGCUCUGCAAGAGCUUUCACCACAUACUGCACAUAAGAACGAUGAUGUUGUUCUAGAGACAGUUUCAUCGUUAAAGGAACCAGAAGCAGCCAAAGAAGCAGUAGAUCCAGAAGCUGCUCAAACUUCAAAGAAAAGAGGUUGGAAACCUAUUCUUUUGAAUAAAGCAGAAGGAGGAUAUGCCGAUGCUUGGACAAGUACAGAAAGGAGAUCAAAUAUAAGAGCUGAGGGGAAAGCAGCUGAUGAUCUGGCUCCUCUAACAACGACCAAGCAGGAUAAUUUAACUCCAAAAGGAGGGCGCCGAAAUAAAGGGGUCAAGGUGGAUGUGCAUGGCUAUAAAGUAGAAGUUAGCAGUGCUCCCAUAUUGACUGCCAUUUUUGCCAAGUAUGGUGAUAUUGCAGUCAAUUGUCACUACAAAUCAUUGGCUUCCAGAGCUUCCCUUCUUGAUCUAGUUUGUGAUGUCGUAAAGAGGCUGAAAGCUGGUGAUGUUGGUUCUUCAUCAAUCAAACAGAUGAAAUCUUUUGUCUCUACUGCCGUGGAAGUCGAGCUUGAUGUAGCUUGGCUGCAGCAGUAUCUGGAUGAGAUUUCAAAAGAAGAGAACAUGGAGAAAAGGUUGCAUAUGGAUAUCGAUAUCCUUCUUCGUUGAAUUGUGAAGCAAGACAUCAAUUUCUCUGUGAAAUGAGUUUAUUAACAUUCGUUUUAUCAAACACAUAACAUUUUUGUUACCGAUCCUUUGCUCCAACGAUAUUUAGGUUUCUUCAAACAAUCUGAUUGAUAUUUUGUGUCAGUGUGAAUUAGCAUACAUGUAAAUUGCAUUGCAGACGCACAUAAAAUUGUUAGCUCUCAUUCAUCACUUGAAAAUUUUCCUACAUUUAA